Molecule: messenger RNA, 4211 nt
Organism: Mustela lutreola (European mink)
Lineage: Eukaryota; Metazoa; Chordata; Mammalia; Carnivora; Mustelidae
Gene: ATP12A
Product: ATPase H+/K+ transporting non-gastric alpha2 subunit
Exons: 23
Coding region: 136-3252 (1038 amino acids)
Biological process (GO): sodium ion export across plasma membrane; proton transmembrane transport; potassium ion import across plasma membrane
Cellular component (GO): membrane
Molecular function (GO): P-type sodium:potassium-exchanging transporter activity; ATP hydrolysis activity; ATP binding
Source: RefSeq, a predicted model, not a curated record
CCGCAGGAGGUGAGCGUGGGGCUCUCGCCACCGCAGCUCGCCACCGCCGCCCGACGGGACGCUUGCCCUGCGCGCGCCGCCACCGCCAGAGCCCGGACACCAAGCUCGCCUGCCGGCGGCGCCACCGCCUUCGCCAUGACCAAGAAAACACUAGAAAUUUACUCUGUGGAGCUCAGUGGAACCAAAGACAUCCAACAAACAGACAAGGGGAAUGGCAAGGAGAAGUACAGAGGCUUGAAGAACUGCUUCGAACCCAGAAAGAAUCACUAUAAGGAGGAGCUUAGGAAAGAAGUGGAUCUGGAUGACCACAAACUCAGCAUUAAGGAACUGGAAAAGAAAUAUGAUACAAACAUCAUUACAGGUCUCUCCAGCACCCAAGCUGCUGAGCUCUUGGCUCGGAAUGGACCCAAUGCCCUCACUCCUCCCAAGGAAACACCAGAGAUCAUCAAGUUCCUUAAGCAGAUGGUCGGGGGGUUCUCCAUCCUUCUGUGGAUAGGAGCCAUCCUGUGCUGGAUUGCUUAUGGGAUCCAGUAUUCCAUGAAUACAUUCUCAUCCCUGGACAAUGUAUACUUGGGCUGCGUGCUUGCCUUGGUCGUUAUUUUAACAGGGAUCUUCGCUUACUAUCAAGAGGCAAAAAGCACGAACAUCAUGGCCACCUUCAAUAAGAUGAUCCCACAGCAAGCUCUUGUCAUUCGAGACUCAGAGAAGACAACAAUCCCGGCAGAGGAGCUAGUGGUGGGGGACAUAGUGGAGAUUAGAGGAGGAGACCGGAUCCCUGCAGACAUCAGGUUGUUGUCUGUUCAGGGCUGUAAGGUAGAUAACUCAUCUCUCACUGGAGAAUCUGAACCCCAGCCCCGUUCCUCUGAGUUUACCCACAAUAGUCCCCUGGAAACAAAGAACAUUGGUUUCUAUUCUACAACCUGUCUGGAAGGCACAGCAACUGGCAUGGUCAUCAACACGGGUGACCGCACCAUCAUUGGUCAGAUCGCCUCACUGGCUUCAGGAGUUGGAAAUGAGAAGACACCCAUUGCCAUUGAGAUCCAGCACUUUGUUCAUAUUGUGGCAGGAGUGGCCGUCUCCAUUGGCAUCCUUUUCUUCAUCAUCGCAGUGUCCCUGAAGUAUCAGGUCCUGGACUCCAUCAUCUUCCUCAUUGGCAUCAUUGUGGCCAAUGUGCCCGAGGGUCUCCUGGCCACUGUCACUGUGACUCUGUCACUGACAGCUAAACGGAUGGCCAAGAAGAACUGCCUGGUGAAGAACCUGGAAGCAGUGGAGACCCUCGGCUCCACCUCUAUCAUUUGCUCAGACAAGACUGGGACUCUGACCCAGAACAGGAUGACCGUGGCCCAUCUGUGGUUCGACAAUCAGAUAUUCAUAGCUGACACCAGUGAAGACCAUUCAAACCAAGUCUUUGAUCAAAGCUCUGGAACCUGGGCCUCCUUAUCAAAGAUAAUAACAUUGUGUAACAGAGCUGAGUUCAGUCCCGGACAAGAAAGUGUCCCCAUCAUGAAGAGAGUUGUGGUUGGAGAUGCCUCCGAAACUGCUCUUUUGAAGUUCUCAGAGGUCAUUUUAGGUGAUGUGAUGGAGAUUAGAAAAAGAAACCACAAAGUAGCUGAAAUCCCUUUUAACUCAACCAACAAAUUUCAGCUCUCCAUACACAAAACCGAUGACCCCAAUGACCAGCGCUUCCUCCUGGUGAUGAAAGGGGCUCCUGAGAGGAUCUUAGAGAAGUGCAGCACCAUCAUGGUCAAUGGCCAGAAGCAGCCUCUGGACAAGAACACAGCCGAGGCCUUCCACACAGCGUACAUGGAGUUGGGAGGCCUGGGGGAGCGUGUGCUGGGUUUCUGUCAUCUCUACCUGCCAGCAGACGAGUUUCCAGAAACUUACACAUUUGAUGUAGAUACCAUGAAUUUUCCCACGUCUAACCUCUGUUUUGUGGGGCUGUUAUCAAUGAUUGAUCCCCCUCGGUCCACUGUACCUGAUGCAGUCACCAAAUGUCGAAGUGCAGGGAUCAAGGUUAUUAUGGUUACAGGUGAUCAUCCAAUCACAGCAAAAGCUAUUGCCAAGAGUGUGGGUAUCAUUUCAGCCAACAGUGAAACAGUGGAAGACAUUGCAAAACGCCUCCACAUUGCUGUGGAACAAGUUAACAAGCGGGACGCUAAAGCUGCAGUGGUGACUGGCAUGGAGCUGAAGGACAUGAGCCCAGAACAGCUGGAUGAGCUCUUAACCAACUACUCAGAGAUCGUCUUUGCCCGGACAUCCCCCCAGCAGAAGCUGAUCAUUGUGGAGGGCUGUCAAAGGCAGAAUGCAGUUGUUGCUGUGACAGGAGAUGGCGUUAAUGACUCUCCAGCUCUAAAGAAGGCAGAUAUUGGGAUUGCCAUGGGGAUAGCAGGUUCUGAUGCAGCCAAAAAUGCAGCUGACAUGAUCUUGUUGGAUGACAACUUUGCAUCCAUAGUCACAGGGGUGGAGGAAGGUCGCCUGAUCUUUGACAACCUAAAGAAGACUAUCGCUUACACCCUGACCAAGAACAUUGCUGAACUGUGUCCCUUUCUGAUCUACAUCAUUGUUGGGCUUCCCCUACCCAUUGGCACCAUUACUAUCUUGUUCAUCGACUUGGGCACAGACAUAAUCCCCUCCAUUGCCUUGGCUUAUGAGAAAGCUGAAAGUGACAUUAUGAACAGGAAGCCUCGCCACAAGAAGAAGGACAGACUGGUGAAUCAGCAACUUGCCAUAUACUCUUACCUGCACAUUGGCCUCAUGCAAGCUGUGGGAGCUUUUGUUGCCUAUUUCACUGUGUAUGCACAGGAGGGCUUUAAACCCAGCAUUCUCAUUAACAUCCGGGUGGAAUGGGAAGAUAGCAAUGUGAAUGACUUGGAAGACAGCUACGGACAACAGUGGACAUGGUACCAAAGGAAAUACUUAGAAUGGAUGGGCUAUACGGCUUUCUUUGUUGGCAUCAUGGUCCAACAAAUAGCAGAUCUAAUCAUCAGGAAAACCAGGAGGAACUCCAUCUUCCAGCAGGGUCUCUUCAGAAAUAAAGUCAUCUGGGUGGGGAUUGCCUCACAGAUUAUCAUUGCAUUAACCCUCUCCUAUGGGCUUGGAAGUGUCACGGCCCUAAAUUUCACGAUGCUCCGGCCUCAGUAUUGGUUUGUGGCUGUGCCAUUUGCCAUUCUGAUUUGGGUGUAUGAUGAGGUGCGAAAACUUUUCAUCAGACUCUACCCUGGAAGCUGGUGGGAUAAGAACAUGUAUUAUUAAGACCACCCUAUUUCCCAAGCCUCCCAGUGUUCUUCAUCUUCUGGCUGCAUCUGGAAGACCCCUGCAACAGCAACUUAUCAAAAUGCAGAAAGAGAAGGCAAAAAAUAGUAUGAAAGAUACUUACUAAGGUUUUGUACUUUCAGAGAUUCAGCUGUUUAUAUAUGAUUUGCCUCUCUAUACCCAUCUUCCUGUUCAAAAAUAGGUGAACUUCAAGGGAAGAAUGACAUGUUGAUAUGUAUAUAAAGUUCACUCACGUUAAGUAGUCUUGGGUAAUCCAGUCACCUGUUCAGAUAUUCCUGCUAGAUAAGAUUGCUCAAACCUCCAUUCCAUACCUAACUAAAAGUCCAGUGACCUCCCUAGAUACUCUGAAUGGGACUUCAUCAAGAUCAAAAGCUUUUGCACAGCAAAGGAAAUAGUUAACAAAUCCCAGAGAGUUUUUAAUUUCAUAGUCCCCAUGCUUAAAAAAUGGUUACUUAGCUAAAGGUUUGCAAAAGGUGGAAGUGAUGGCAGAUUUACAUCACAGCAAUAUGGGCAACCUCAGUUUUGACUUUCAGACAUCCUUCUUAACUGUUCCCAGUCACCCACUGCAUCCCUAUUUAUCCCGUACCAUCUCACCAGUCCUUUGGGGCCCUCCCUCCUCCCAGCUGGACUCCUCCCUCCACGUCGCCCUCAACUCCAAAACUGAGCUCCAUGUCCAUUUUGCACAGCCCAGCUCCAGAUGUUCUCCCAACCCAAAGAGGUUUUCAUUUACCGUGAUUCAGCCUCAAUAGGGAUGCACUGGGGUUUAAAAUAGUAGUAUUUAUUUCAUGUAAAAUGGUUGCAAAGUACUCUCUGGCACUAAUUUUAUACCAGUUAAGUUUCAUGCUUUAACUUCACUUUAUUCAUGUGUGACGCAUACAUCUAUGUUGACAGCCCCCAGGAGGCCUCAUUUUUAAGUAAAAGGUGUUUUAUAAAACCCA